Molecule: messenger RNA, 1791 nt
Organism: Durio zibethinus
Lineage: Eukaryota; Viridiplantae; Streptophyta; Magnoliopsida; Malvales; Malvaceae
Product: TOM1-like protein 1
Biological process (GO): protein transport to vacuole involved in ubiquitin-dependent protein catabolic process via the multivesicular body sorting pathway
Molecular function (GO): ubiquitin binding; phosphatidylinositol binding
Source: RefSeq, a predicted model, not a curated record
UUAAAAAAAAAGAAAUUGAUAUUUGGCAACGUCUGUGAGGGAGACCGAAACUCGAUGGAAACAUAAAAAACUCAACUCUACUGAGUCGUGAAGCGUCGCCGUCUGCUUUCUUCUUCUUUUGUUUUGUUUCCUUUUUUUUUCAAUUGAAUUUCAAAGACAUUUAUUCAAGUUAUAAUUUUGGUGUUUUGAAGGUUUGGUGAAAAUGGACAAAAGUUUGAUGGACAAGGUUAGUGCCUUUGGUGAACGCCUCAAGGUUGAAGGAGCUGAGAUGGGCAAAAAGGUGAGUGCUGGCAUGAGCUCAAUGAGCUUUAAGGUGAAGGAACUCUUCCAAGGCCCGAACCCAGAUGAUAAGCUUGUUGAGGAUGCUACAUCAGAGGCCCUUGACGAGCCUGAUUGGGCCUUGAAUCUUGAUAUCUGCGACAUGAUCAAUCAUGAAAAAGUGAGCAGUGUUGAAUUGAUCCGUGGCAUAAAGCGGAGGAUAAUGUUGAAGAGCCCUAGGGUUCAAUACUUGUCCUUGGUGUUGCUUGAAACUUGUGUCAAGAAUUGCGAGAAGGUAUUCUCGGAAGUGGCAGCUGAGAGGGUUCUUGAUGAGAUGGUUAAGCUAAUUGAUGAUCCACAGACUGUUGUCAAUAAUCGAAACAAAGCUUUGAUGCUUAUUGAAGCGUGGGGGGAGUCAACCAGUGAGCUCCGCUAUUUACCUGUUUACGAAGAAACUUACAAGAGUUUAAAAUCAAGGGGUAUUCGCUUUCCUGGUCGUGACAAUGAGAGUUUGGCACCUAUUUUUACCCCUACUCGUUCAGUUUCAGUGGAGGAAGUGGAUGCUAGUCUUGCACAGCAACUUCUGCAUGACAUGCAGCUUCAGCGUGAUAGUCCUGUCCAAAGCUUUACUGCUGAACAAACAAAGGAAGCAUUUGAUGUGGCAAGAAACAGCAUUGAGCUUCUUUCAACUGUGUUAUCCUCAUCACCCCAACAAGAUGCUCUUCAGGAUGACUUGACAGCCACGCUUGUCCAGCAAUGUCGUCGGUCCCAGUCAUCUGUUCUAAGAAUCAUUGAGACUGCUGGAGAUAAUGAGGCCCUGCUUUUUGAAGCUUUGAAUGUGAACGAUGAGAUCCAGAAAGCUCUCUCGAAGUAUGAAGAGUUGAAGAAGCCAUCGGUGGUUCCUCAUGAGCCAGAACCUGCUAUGAUUCCUGUGGCUGUUGAACCUGAAGUUUCACCUCGUCAUGCAAAAGAAGAUGCCUUGAUUAGAAAACCAGCAGGUACUCGACAUGGGACUCGUGGUGGAAGCAAUGAUGACAUGAUGGAUGAUCUUGACGAAAUGAUUUUUGGUAAGAAAAGUGGGGUUUCAUCUGAAGGGGGGCAAGAUUCAAAGAAGAAGCAAGAACCAAAAGAUGAUCUUAUCACAUUCUGAAUGCUCUUGGACGCUAUUACAUAAUUUGGGACAGAAGGCCUAUGCAGGGCCAUUGUAGGCAUUGAGCAGAAGUUUGGACAGUAAAAACACACGACAGGAUUGUGGACUUGUUUUAUCUUUGACAUACUACCAUUGGUUGUACCUGCAAAUUAUGUGUAAAUUAUUCAUGUUUGGAUUUGUUUACUUGAUUAUUUGGAUGAGUAUACAUGGGAGGAUUGUUAUUAGCACAAUAAAUAGAUCUGUAUGGCUCUCAUAUUCAUCGUUUGAUGAUAUGGUACUGCUUGACUAUUCAGUUAAGAGCUCAACUUAAUUUAGUUCAAUUUUACGCCAAAAUUAAUAAUGUGACGCUAAUAAUUAUCCGAAAUUUCUAAAGAACUUAAUCU